Molecule: messenger RNA, 1023 nt
Organism: Zootermopsis nevadensis
Lineage: Eukaryota; Metazoa; Arthropoda; Insecta; Blattodea; Termopsidae
Gene: Polr1D
Product: RNA polymerases I and III subunit AC2 l(2)37Cg
Biological process (GO): transcription elongation by RNA polymerase I; transcription by RNA polymerase III
Cellular component (GO): RNA polymerase I complex; RNA polymerase III complex
Molecular function (GO): protein dimerization activity
Source: RefSeq, a predicted model, not a curated record
AUUACAUCAUGAAAAUCCCAUACCAGGGUAGUCCUUGGGGCGAAGUGACAGCCUCACUGUCUUAUAUAGUCAUUUUUCGGUACUGCGGUGGUCGUGUAAUGGUACACCUGGCAACAUAAUAUGUAUUGUGCUACUCUUUCAAACCAUAGCAUACUAUUUGUCUUGAAUAUAGUUGCUUAUGUAUAAAAUGCACAGAAGAAUGACACGUCGUGGUCAGAGUUGAGAUUUGUUGUAGCGUAAAAUAAUUAAAUUUACAGACAAUAACAAAAUUACUGAAGAAAUGAAUUUAAUUGCAGAGUUAGCUGGUGAGGAUUCUGACACGAAGUCCCGAACAUUUGUCUUUGAGGAAGGUGGUCAUACAUUUGGAAAUGCCUUGAGGUGUAUCAUCUCUCGCUACCCAGAAGUUAUGUUGUGUGGUUAUACAAUACCUCAUCCUUCUGAAGCCAGUAUGCACUUUCGAAUCCAAACGACGGGACCACGUGCUGUAGACGUUUUAAAACAAGGCAUUGAAGAUUUGGAGAAAUUAUGUGAUCACACAAUGACAGUGUUCCAGGAUGAAAUGGCACAGUUUAAAGCAGCAAACUGAAAUUUUCCAGUUUAUCCAAGAAGACACAUGGACAGGAAGUUUUGUAGAAAUGUAAUUUUGAAAUACACUGCAACCGACAAAAAAAUCUCUUGAUUCCCAAUGAACCAUAUGCUAAUUCCUACCAGAUAAUUCACUAACACUUUGAAAGUAUGAAUUCCUAGGAUAAAUGUCUUUUGUAAACUCUCAGUAAGAUAAAUAUGCUCUUUUGGUAUUACAGAAUACAAACUGAAAUGAAAUGUUGAACAGUAGACUUAACUUCGAUAGAGGUGGAGUAAGAUUCGGUGCUACUAGUGAGCCUAAAAAUUACCAGCUUAUAGAGGCCAUAUUUCAAUGAGCUAAUGCACUCUGCCAUCUAUAAAUUAAUUUCUUGUGACUUUUAAUUUACUAAAAAUAGUUUUUAUCAGUUGCUAGGCCAUUAAAAUUUUGUAAAUAAUAAA